Molecule: messenger RNA, 513 nt
Organism: Solanum dulcamara
Lineage: Eukaryota; Viridiplantae; Streptophyta; Magnoliopsida; Solanales; Solanaceae
Product: 2S seed storage albumin protein-like
Exons: 2
Coding region: 1-432 (143 amino acids)
Molecular function (GO): nutrient reservoir activity
Source: RefSeq, a predicted model, not a curated record
AUGGGUAGAGUAAUGAUUAUUGGAGCCAUUUCUUUAGCCAUCCUUUUCAUGGCAGCCACAGUUUGUAGCUCACGUAUCAUGACCAUCACCAUUUCUGAAGAUGCUGAGAACCCACAGACUCAAAGCUGCCAGCAGCAAAUUCAGCAGGCACAACAGCUACGCUCAUGCCAAGAGUUCCUAAGGCAGAAGGUCCAAUAUGAGGAUCAACAAAUCCCGCGUGAGGUUCAACAGUGUUGCAAUCAGCUGGAACAAAUACAAGACCCACAGUGUCGUUGUGAGGGAUUAAUGCAAGUGGUUCAACAAGAGGAGCAGACAGGCCAAGUGCAAGGAAGAAAAAAGCAGCAAAUGCUUCAGACUGCACAGAAUUUGCCUGGUUUAUGUAGACUUAGCCCACAGCGAUGUGAGAUCCAAACACUUCGCACCUUGUUUUAAUUAUGUUAAUAUAUAUAAGGCAUCUUAAUUUGCAACAAAUAUGCAAAUUAUAUAUGUAUUGCCUUUUAAUAAAAGAUCUAG